AAAAAAGCUAUUUCAUAUUUCCUUAGUGGCACAUUUCACUCUGAGAAUUGUAACGUGACAGAUCAUGUCCUGUACUUAGGAGUGGUGAAAGUAGUUCUUGGUGUGCUUCUGGAAAGAAAUGAGAAACUCCAUGACAGAAGAAUGCAAAUCAUAAAAAAAGAAACUGGCUGGAGUCCACACAUGUAGGAUUGCAAGAACAGGGGUCUGUUAUAUUUGGGGUGACCAUGUGUUUUUGGAUAUCUGAGUCACAGGCCAUGACUCCUCUCUUCCAGCUGCACUGGAGAGGAGCAAGAGAUUUUCCAUGUGAACUGAAUGAUGCUGGAUUUCUUUUUUGAAAGGUCAGGUUAAGGACAUUUGGGUUUGGGGUUUGUUUGUGGAGGAAGAAAAUCACGUGGAAGUUUGGCAUUGCUAAGGAAGCACCAAAGGAGGCUGGAUAGCAGGACCUGGUGGUGGUAUCAAAUUUGCAGGAGAUGUCACAAAGCACAUCAUCAUGUCCCAUUGCCCAGUUGUUCCAGGUUCUAGGAGAUGGAUCCUGGAGAUCUCCAAAGACAUCUAGAGUUCCUAAAUUAAGGAAAACCUUGGUCUUGGUUCUGACCCCUGUUGUCACACUGGCCAUGUUUUCAACACAACUUAUAAAAUAUGGCACUAAAAAGCAGGAUCUGAUUCUUGGUAUUCUUUCUACUCUCAUUCUGCCCUGUCAUCUUUGGGAACAGCAAUGCCUGAGCUGGGUUUCCCACUAGCUGUGGUGCAGCUCAGCAUUACUUCCAGCCUUGGGGAUUUGGGAACAGCAGGAGGGAAAUGAAAUUCUCCGUGACACAACCGCAGUGUCAGCUGAGUCAGCUCUGGCUCAGCACGGCAACAUUAACAAUUGAUGAGUAAUUUCCAGCUGUGAGGGGGUGGUUUUUAUUGUGGUAUUUUAUUAUUCUCUUGUUUUAACCUCACGAGCAGUUACUGAUGAUGCUGACACCACACAUGGUGCCCUGGGAAGGGUGGUGAGGAUCUCAGCAGGGUUCACUGCCAUCCUUCUGCAGAGGUGCCACAGCCACAUGACUCUGCCGUGUGCCCACUUCACCCCUGCCCCGUGGGGACAAAUGGGAGAGCAGAAUCUGUGGCCUUUCCUCUGGAAAACAGAACUUGGACACCUCAGGUUGGACGUGUUCCCUCUCGAAAUACAUUACCCAAAGAGAUUUCUGGCGGCCCCAGUGAGAGCAGUACGGGUGGGGUGAGGAAGCCCCACACUCACACUGUGGCAGUGGUGGGAUGACCCAGUUGUUUGAUUUCCACCCCUUGGUUCUAAAGCUGUGUGAUCAAGGAGCCAAGGUUCCUUUUGGUUAUUUAUCUAGUGUAUUUUCAGCUUAAUGCCUCUUGAUUGAACCAACUCAUAAUCAACAGAGCUGGGAUAGUAUCUUCUUCCUAAGGGUCUUGGUGUCCUGUCCCUGUAGACCUAGGACAGAAAUUUGUAAAUGCUGCUUUUUAGGCUCUUCACAGAAUUCCUGUGAACCAAGAGAUGCUGCAACUUUCCCCCUCCUCCCUGCAUUUGAGCCCCUCCUCCUCCAGGAGUGAUUGGCACUCCUGGAUUGCUGCUGUUUAGCUUUGAAGAUCCCUGGCUUUGGUGAGCGAUCAUGAACAAAGAGAUUUCGAUGUGUUCGGCUCUGAUGCUGACUUCCUGUUUUCCUCUCCUGAAUUUCAGAACAAAUGUCAAGUGCCUGAGUUUUCACAUUUUAAAAUGACAGUUUCUCAGGAGUGACAGUUCAGCAUUUUCUUAAAUUUGAGGCCUUUAUGGAUUUCUCAUUUGCUCACACAGAUUUCUCUGAUACGCUGUUGUCAGGAAUACAGGAAUAAUAGGAAAUCUGGAAAUAGCUAAGAAGGCACCUGUGCACUGCUGAAAGUGCACAAAACAUCUUAAAAUGGCUCUACUAAUUUCUGCAGAUUUUUUCCACUGUCUUGCCUCAGCUCUGCAAUGAAAUGAUGUUUAGAAUAGAGAAUUUGGUCCAAACUCAGUGUGUCAUUGUCACAGAGGGUGGGUUUUGUAGGUGGCGCCCCGUGCUAUGACACAGUCAGAGCUGCACCACUCUGGGCAGGGCCACGCCAGGGAUCCAACACUUUUGUGCCUUUCAUUUUCUCUGCUGCUGCAAAUGAGCUCCCCAAAGGCACAGGGAAAUGUUUAAGUUAAAAAGACAAACAAACAAUGAGCUGCUUACUGAUGAAUGCUGAUUAUGAGAUCGAAACGGUGAAGUUGGCCCGUUUAGUUUACAGCAAACUGCACGAGAUCUGCAGCAACUGGGUGAAAGAUUUCCCCCUGCAGCCCAAGCCCCACCGCUACUACGAGACCUCCAUCCACGCCAUCAAGAACAUGCGCAGGAAGAUGGAGGACAAGCACGUCUGCAUCCCUGACUUCAACAUGCUCUUCAACCUCGAGGACCAAGAAGAACAAGCUUAUUUUGCAGUGUUUGAUGGUCAUGGAGGAGUGGAUGCUGCCAUCUAUGCCUCCAUCCACCUGCACGUGAACAUGGUCCACCAGGAGAUGUUCCAGCACGACCCAGCCGAGGCUCUGUGCCGAGCCUUCCGCGUGACCGACGAGCGCUUUGUGCAGAAGGCAGCCAGGGAGAGCCUGCGCUGUGGAACCACCGGGGUGGUGACUUUCAUCCGAGGGAAUAUGCUGCAUGUGGCUUGGCUGGGGGACUCCCAGGUCAUGCUUGUGAGGAAAGGCCAAGCUGUGGAACUGAUGAAACCCCACAAACCAGAUCGAGAGGAUGAGAAGAAGCGAAUCGAGGCCCUGGGUGGCUGCGUGGUCUGGUUUGGAGCCUGGAGGGUGAAUGGGAGCCUCUCUGUCUCCAGAGCUAUUGGAGAUGCUGAGCACAAGCCAUACAUCUGUGGGGACGCAGACUCUGCCUCCACAGUGCUGGAUGGCUCUGAAGACUACCUCAUUCUGGCCUGUGAUGGCUUCUACGACACAGUCAACCCCGAUGAGGCAGUCAAAGUGGUGGCUGACCAUCUGAAGGAAAAUAACGGUGACAGCAGCAUGGUAGCACAUAAAUUGGUGGCAUCUGCUCGGGAUGCCGGCUCCAGCGACAACAUCACCGUCAUCGUGGUGUUUCUCAGGGACAUGAAUGCGGCGGUCGCGGUCAGCGAGGAAUCGGACUGGACAGAGAACUCUUUCCAAGGUGGUCAAGAAGACAACGGGGAAGACAAGGAGAACCAUGGAGACUGCAAACGGCCGUGGCCCCAGCACCAGUGCUCAGCACCUGCAGAUUUAGGCUAUGAAGGACGAGUGGACUCCUUCACUGACAGAACUAGCUUAAGCAUAGGGUCCAGCGUUAACCCCAUGGAUGAUCAAGGCUAUUUAGACCUGACAAAAACAGAAACUAGUACACCUCAGAGUGCCAAAUGUCUGCCACCAGUCCAAGCGUUUAGUCCUGGCAUACCAAAGAGUGCGGGUUCGAUCAGCAGCUCCCCGGUGAAGAGCGAGUCCCCGGAGCUCAGCGUGUCCUCGGGCUGCGGCCGGAGUGAUCGCAGCGAGGACGGGCAGGAUGCCGCCCCUCUGAGUUCGGGUGCUGCAGGGCAGGGCAUCUACAGGGUCAGGGGUUUGUCCCCCGUCUUCUUGGGGCUGGAAGAUGAACUGUUCAAAUCCUUGGGAAAACGAGCUGCGUUCCCUCAUUUCCGGAUCUGCAACGGGAAGAGGCGGCGAGGAGCCAGGCUCAAACCAAAGUUUCACACGCUGCUCUGGGCUCACGAGCCUUCCCAGGGAGAAGGAUCCGGCCUGGCCUUCCCUGCCCGGGGCCGCAGGAGCAGGAGGGCAUUGGCCCGACCCUCCCCGUGGCGGAGGCUGCCCAGCCACGGCUCUUACAGCGAGUGUUUGAUGCGAAGACAAAGUCAUUGUAUACCAGACCCACACCUUCAUCAAUGCUGUAAAAUGUAACCACUCCCUCGUGUUCCCCCUGUCAGACUCCCAAAGUAGACAUUCCCAAAAUAAAACUGGCAUCAUCAGAAAGCGAAUAAGAGGUGGGCAUUUCCGAACUGUACUCCAGUCCCCUGCCAAGCUCAACCCCUGUGUAAAUAGAUCUAGGAAUUAACCAAUGUAGUUGUUUCAAUCUCUAACAAAGUUUGGUGGUGGUGCCACCCCCAGCAAUGCCGCAGCCGCCCGACCACCCGCACACACGAGUGUCCAGCCACAUCCAGCAGGGAGAGCCCAGCAGCCGCUGCACGUGGACAGACAACGCCAGGGCACGGUCCCUAAACACGCAGAAGGUUGCACCUGCCUGAGAAAUGUCUGUGGAGCAAUACUCAAGGAACGAUCUGGGUUAGAACUGCCAAAUACUUUCAGAGCGGGGGGAAGUUUCCAUAGAGUCGAGGUGUGGGGGUUUUCUUUGGGGUUUUGUUUUUCUUUUCGUGUUCUGCUUUCUGUUUAUUCCAGGUGAGCGUUAAGAUGAAUUAGAAAACUACAUCCACUUUUGCAGGUAGACGACUAAAAGCCAUACAGGGUUUACCAGGUACCUUAGGAAUGGACACACUAAGCUCCUGCUGCUCUGGUCUCAGACUCCCAUCGAGGUACAGACUCAUAAUUUACUUUUUUUUUUUUUUCAUGUAAUAUAAAAUGCAGAGUAUGAAGAAAACUUUUCUUGCAGUUUUAAAAAGAAAAAAUUUCCUAUGGCUGGAGGUGCAGUGUAGGGAAUUUCGUAUCUUUCUGGUGCUUUUAGUGGCAUUUUUCUCAUUUCUCAGUUUAGGAAAUUGUUCUCAAUGAGUUGAACAUGAUUGUGCUUAAUGCUUUGAGCCAACCUCUUCCCACCUUAACUUCAUCUCAGGUCUUAAAGAACCCAACCCGUGGAGGUGUCCAGUCCCACCCUGUGUCCCCGCACAGAUCAGGAGCUGUUGGAUGAGCUGUGUGGUUCUGGUGAGGAUUCCCAGGUGGCAAAGGCAGCAUUUCACAUCCAGUGGCAGCAGGAAGGAUGCAGCAGCACGGCUGCCACGGGGUGUGCUCAGGGUGUGUAGGGAUGGAUGCCGCAGCAAUCCAAAGGGGAUGGAAAUGCCGAGGAGGCAGCAGAGCAGGGGCUGCGCUGCGGCUUCAGCGGAGAGGGCGGAAUUCAGUGCCUGGGCAGGGCUCUGCUCCGGCUCCCCAGGCUCCAGGAGGGCCAGGGAGGAACUCAGCUGCCCUUCUUUGCAUAAGCAGCGGCCACCAGCCCCUCCCAGCUCCCGAGGUGAGGUCACACCCGUAGGGGAGCCGCUAAUUGGGACGUGAAUAAGCGGCCGAUUCCCAUCAGCUCCACUAAGUCCAGAUCCCGUUCCUACCUUGUUACAGCGAUGCAUUGGGAGGAGUAUGAAUAAAUUAAGUCUUCAUAGGCACUUAGUGAACAAUUCAUAUCAUUUUAGCAGUAACAAUAGCAGUAUUAGUGUUUAGCUAGGAUUUGCAAAGUAUUUUAAUAUUAAGUAGUCAAGAAAAUGAUUCAACACGGCGAGAUGGCGAGGCUUGAAUUCUGCCAAUUUCCGCUGCUUCUCUCUUUGAUGCACUAUUUUAAAAGCAAUCUGAUGAACAGCAAAAGGCUUUGUGAGCAACCAGGAGUUGGAGUGUGGCUUUAGAUUCCUUUGAUCUUUUUCAAACUUUGUUUUAAUCUUAUGGGAUCAUUGGCUCUUAUCUGCCAUCUUAUUCUGCCUUAGCUGUUGUCAACGUUCUCUUUAGCUGCAGCUUCUGUUCCAAGUCAGAUUUACCGAGGAAAUUUGAGAAACCAUGAAAUGGUAAAAUAUGCAACUCUGGGGCAUCUCUGCGGUGCCUUUGUUUUAAAUUAUUCACAGUAAUAAUGACUCACUGAAAGUCCAUCUUUAGCUGUCAUGUUCCAGAGAGAAAGGUGGUGUAAGUGCAAUUCUUGAUGUGAGUAAAUUAGAAUGCAAACCCAUCACGGAUGAUAAAACUUCUUCCCAGUCUGCAGGAGCAGUUGAAGAGCACUGGACUGCAUGUGUGCUGUUUUGGGAAGGAUCUAGCUUUUUUAGGUGUGGAUUCAUAAAUGGUAAUUCUGCGACUCAUCCCAUUUAUCUUGCUAGGAGAAAAAAAAAAAAAUCCACCAUCAUAGUUGCAGUGUGGUCAGGUAAAACCAUUGUAUAGAUAGAGCAAGUGUUCAUUUCUUCACUAACUGCAUAUUUAUAGAGUAGAUAGGAACCAUUUGUAAGGUAAGUCCUUUAAAGUUCUAUAAUAUUAAAAGUAGUGGUUAUUGGUCUGAUUAUGCUGCUCUUGAUUCUACACACUAGACAAAAAGCAGUGCUUGUGAAAUGCAGUGUUUUCUCUUAAUGCCACUGGUGAUAGGAAGUAGUUCCUUCAGUUCAAACUCCUGUGCCCUUAUCUGCUGCUUGCUGACGUAAGCAAUAAUCCCUCUCUAACGGUAUCUAAGUGUUCUGUAUCUCGUACCUUGAUCGUCUAUCUGGUGACAGUGUAAAAUAUUAGGCUAAUAGAGAAGUAUCUCAUUGUAUUUAUUAACUGUUGAUACUGAGAUUCAGUCUGUGACCUGUGUUUUGUAUUUUUAUCGUGUAUCUUAGUGGUGGUGAAAAUUUGUACAACAAAUCUUUCCAAUAAAGAGCUGAAGUAUCCCUUUUCCGCGUUCACACAACCCCGCAUCCCUCUCGGUCGACGUGGUGACCGUGGUUGCAGAACCAGGAGGUGGCAGUGACAACAUGACUUUAGUUUUGUUCUGUUUCAGUUGUGGUGGUUUUGAGGAAGGGGCUCAGGGCUGGUUUGCCUGGAGCCGCUCAAAACUCGCUCGUAAGCUCUUCACUGUGAGCGCCGUGGGGCUCCCGCGCCAGGAGGGGCCGCGGUGCUUUUCCAACCCUGAGGAAUGUGUGCGGUGCAGAGAGCAGAAUAGCACCAGAGCAGGGAGCUCUUCACCCAUUUUCCAUUUGCACUAGAGGUGGGUGGAAACGCACGUGUGGAACUUUUCCUUACCUAGAAGUGCCAUCCAUUGUCCUUGUGAGUGAAAACCGUUCCGUAGCUGAGCUGAGCGCGGUGGCGCCGCAGCGCUGGAGGACAAUGUCCAAGCAGACUUUAACUUACACCACGUUUCUGGUGGUGCAUCAUCCUAGAAACUCCGCCUGUUUUUGGAGCACUGUGUGUCAGUUGUCCCAUGGGCAGAUGAGGCACGAGGAGUUGUGUGCAUAGACAUGGCUGCUGUAGUUCAGGUCCGCUCUCUCCUCACCAAAUCCUCCCCACCCCAAGAUUCUGCGGGAAUAAAGCAAAAUGAGAAAGAUUGGUCUAAAUUAGGGGCUGUUUUAGCACAAUUUCACUCAGCACUUAGUCACAUAAACAAAGCCAUCCAAGGGGAUACUGCAGCUUUGUUCAUGUCUGUAAUUUAGGGCAAUCUUUCUUUAAUUCACAUCCUCUUUGCGACAGGAACAAAACUUCCUACCCUCGUAUCAUGUGCAAUAAUAAGGAAGCAUUAACACGACCUCGGGCUCCGAUGUCCGCGCCCCUCCUAAAGACAAACAACCCCCACCUGUCAGGGUCUCGUACAACCCUUGUGUCGUGUCCGGUUUUUCCUCUCCUUCCCUCUGAAGACACCUCGGGACGAGAACAGGGGAGGUGGCUGAGCUCACCCUGAGUGCUGCUGCUCGUGGCCAGCCAGGCACGGUCUCAGCUCCUGGGUGCUCCUGCUGACCUUUCUGUAGCACCUUGUUCAUGAAACAUGUUCUUGAUGAAGUGAAUAAAUUCAAGCUUAAUCAUGUACAAGCGUUGGGACUUCUCCAUUUUAGAGUUUCGUUCUAACCAUGUAUUAGUCAUGCAUAUUUUAUUUAUGAAAGCUGUUUAUACAGGAAAAACUGUUGAAAUUUUACCAAUAUCUUAAUAAAACAGUAAUUUAAACCACA
Molecule: messenger RNA, 7842 nt
Organism: Cyanistes caeruleus (blue tit)
Lineage: Eukaryota; Metazoa; Chordata; Aves; Passeriformes; Paridae
Source: RefSeq, a predicted model, not a curated record